Messenger RNA from Rangifer tarandus platyrhynchus (Svalbard reindeer), 810 nucleotides. NCBI's taxonomy places the organism in Eukaryota, Metazoa, Chordata, Mammalia, Artiodactyla, Cervidae. The record is from the annotation of a GenBank genome assembly.
AUGGCGCUGGGGGCGCGGCUGCUUCUGUGGCUCGCGCUCUGGACCCUGGCGGUUCCCGCCCGGAGCUCCGGGGAGGACGCCGACGGAGGGUGGCGGAGGCCCGGGCCGGGGGCGCCGGCGGCCGUGACGGAGGAGGAGCACUGCACUGUGGAGCGCCGGGCCGACCUCAGCUACGCCGAGUUCGUGCAGCGCUACGCCUUUUCCAGACCUGUUAUUCUGCGGGGACUCACAGACAAUUCAAGGUUCCGAGACCUAUGCACCCGUCAGAGGCUGUUGGCCUCCUUUGGACACAGCGUGGUCCGGUUGAGUACCGCCAACACCUACUCCUACCAGAAAGUGGACCUGCCCUUUCAGAAGUAUGUGGAGCAGAUGCUGCACCCCCAGGACCCUAUCUCCAUGGGCAAUGACACUCUGUACUUCUUUGGGGACAACAACUUCACUGAAUGGGCCUCCCUCUUUCGGCACUACUCUCCACCUCCGUUCAGCCUACUGGGUACAACUCCUGCUUACAGCUUUGGGAUUGCAGGAGCUGGCUCUGGGGUGCCCUUCCACUGGCAUGGACCCGGGUUCUCGGAGGUGAUCUAUGGCCGCAAGCGCUGGUUCCUGUACCCUCCUGAGAAGACACCCGAAUUCCACCCCAACAAAACCACACUGGCCUGGCUCCGGGACACAUACCCAGCCCUGACACCAUCUGCACGGCCCCUGGAAUGCACUGUCCAGGCUGGUGAGGUGCUGUAUUUCCCUGACCGAUGGUGGCAUGCCACACUCAACCUUGAUACCAGCGUCUUCAUCUCUACCUUCCUCAGCUAG